Molecule: messenger RNA, 595 nt
Organism: Carassius auratus (goldfish)
Lineage: Eukaryota; Metazoa; Chordata; Actinopteri; Cypriniformes; Cyprinidae
Product: distal membrane-arm assembly complex protein 1
Exons: 2
Coding region: 199-465 (88 amino acids)
Source: RefSeq, a predicted model, not a curated record
CACGAACUCUAAACGCUUCCGGUGUUUAGGGACAUCGUGACCCGAUGUUUCUCCCAGAGAAUGAUGGAGUUAGUAGACGGUUUUCUGUAUAGACGGUAAUGAUGUUACCAAAUGAUUUGGAAAUUUGACAGCAUCAAUUGUUAAAAACACCAGAGACCAGUGCAACGGAUCUUGGAUACUAAACAGUUCAAGCUGAACAUGUCAAACCCGGAGCAGCCGAGUCCGGUCGCACCACACGCGACGGUGAAGCCGCUGUUUGGGGGCUGCUGGAGCUGUCGACUCCUCUCGGGCGGUGCGCUGCUGGUUUCAGGGGGGUACGUGGGCAUGCACGCGCGGAGAGCCGUACGUCACGGCGGACCCGCUUCUAUGGGCACCGUGCUUCAGAUGAUGUUUGCUGCAGGUUUGGCAGCCUGGGGCAUCGUGGUGAUCUUUGAUCCAGUGGGGAAGAAGACAAGAACAGCAUAGCUCUGCAUUUGGUCUUCCUAUGUUGACAUGAACUAUUGAAUGAUUCACCAAAGCCACACUGGCAGAGUUAUUCAAUUCAAAUAAUUAUGAGAAUGAAAUGUUUUCAUUAAAUGUUUUUAUUUGCAACUUA